Messenger RNA from Mus pahari (shrew mouse), 5797 nucleotides. It is a transcript of the gene Larp4b, whose product is annotated as La ribonucleoprotein domain family member 4B. Gene Ontology annotation, molecular function: mRNA 3'-UTR binding. Gene Ontology annotation, cellular component: cytosol; cytoplasmic stress granule. The record is from RefSeq and is a predicted model, not a curated record. NCBI's taxonomy places the organism in Eukaryota, Metazoa, Chordata, Mammalia, Rodentia, Muridae. Bases 328 to 5469 code for a protein of 1713 amino acids. The transcript is spliced from 16 exons. Gene Ontology annotation, biological process: positive regulation of translation.
GCUAAAGAACUUGAGUUGUUUUUAGAGUUAACUUUUUGGAAAUCAGAUAAAAGCAUGUAUACAUUUCUGUUCCCCUCAGCUGCUCUGCAGCUUCAGAUUCCAUGUGCCAUUUGAAUUUCAGCACGAGAAGUCUGAUGAAUGUCAGGCAGGACUCUGUUGUCAUUAGGAUUUGGAUUUGAGUGGCAGGAGCAUGUGACUGCUUUGCAAGGAGCUAUUUUUAGUAUGGGGUGUUGGUUUAGUCUCCAAACUGUAGCAAGUUAGUGUGAGACACAUUUGUAGAGGCGCAAAAAAGGACGAACAGUGUGAUGUGAGUUCUGAAGUUUCGAUAUGGGCUGUUGCUUCAGCAAAGAACUCAGUAUUGACAGUGACAAUGAGAAAAUUGGCCUGUUACAAAAAUGUGUGGAAGAGAAGAAACCGGAGACCAAGAUAAGUAAAACUUUAUCUUCAUUAUUUGAUACCCUUGAAGGUGAGGAGCUUCAUAAUGUUGAAAAUGGACCCAGCAGAGCAGCCGCUGGUGUUACCGUGUGGACUAGAGUUUUUACAAGGUCCAGGCACAAACAGGAUCAUAGAUCAAAGCAGUCAUUGAAUUCUAAUUCCUCCACCACUUAUGAGUUCUUUUAUGGGUCUGAAAAUUUAGAUGACGUUAAUAAGAAUUUAGAUACUGUUGCUACUGAAGAGAAUUAUGAGUUUGCCAGUGAUCCACUGGGUAUGAAUAGUGAUAGACAGGCUUGUUCUGAAAAUGACCAGCCUUUCCCACAUGUGCUCAUGUCUUCUGACCAGCAGGAGAAAACUUUUGUAAGUGACCAUCUGCAAUGUUACCUGGCCACUUGCAAAAACUCAUCGGAAAAAGGAAAAGUACUAAAUGGUGGAAUCACUAGUUUAAAUGAGAGUAACUCUGUCAGCGUGUCUGCUGGGGAGUUGCGAAAUACAACCCGUAUUUGUGUUGGUGACAAACUGUGUAAGAAUUCAAGGGAAAGCAGAUUUUACAGUAUUUGUGCUGUAGAUCUGGAUUGUAUGGACAUGGAUGAGGGACUGUUCACUCCCAUAUAUGGAACAGCUGCAGAAGAAAGCCAUUCAGCUGUUACUUGCCAAGUUUUCCAAGAGGAUCAGCCCUUAGAUAACAGGGAAGAGCGUACUGCCUCAGAUGCCAUUCAGAAGGCAGGAGAGCGAAAGCUGCAGCAGGAAGAGCUGUUACCCCAAGAUGUCCUCGGCCCAUAUGACAAAAGAGAAGUGUCUAGUGAGAAAAGUGAAUUGAGUUCUGAUCCUUUGGUGGACAAUGCUGCAUCUGCUGAAGCACUCAUCAGUGACUUGCAAGCUGAGCCUCUAAGGGCAAAAGUUCAUGCCAAAUUCCCUAAUGAUCACACAGUACAUAGUAUAUUACAUAAUACUGGCCUACUCCCUGAAUUAACUAUUAACAUAGGCAGUGACUCAUUACAGUGCAUGUGUGCUUCAGGAAUAGGAAGUCAGAUGGGUGAUUCGCUUGUUAAUUUACCAAGUGAUAAUUCCGAUGUUGAUGGGAUUGGUGAACCUGCGGCUACAGCAGUUAGCACUUUUCAAAGUUUAAACUCUAAAAUGGAAAGAGAGCAGGACUCUGAAAAGCCACUAGAAGGUAAUGACUACUUCCACAUCAGUGUUAGCAGGUCAGGUAGGAUCCUUCCCUUUGGUCUAGAUAAGAUUAAUUUAAGUCCUGAAAAGUUAGCUUCACAGAGCUCGGACAGUGAGUUUCUCCCAGUUCAUGCUAAUUUCAAAGAAGCUGCUUUGAGCAAACUUGAUGGCCCUAAUCCUAUAUCCCACCCGGGACCAGUAUGUGUGGAGGAACGACACUUGGGGGAUAGCGAUCUGGAAACUGGAAGUAUUCAGCUGGCAAACAGGGGUGAGCUGUUCCUGUCUUCUGAAAAGAGUUCCACUUGUCAAGAUGAGGAUAAAAUGAGCAUUUUAGAGACGGAGAGCCAUGCAAAGAGAGAGUUGAAAAGUCGGUGUCAAGCAGAUGUCUUUAGAGGUAAUAGGGCAGACAAGGCUCAGAGAAAAACUUAUGAUUUAACUCAAGUGAAAAGUGAACCAGACACAGAAGAGGUGGUCCAGAAGGCGGAUCUCCUGAAGCUUGGACCUUCACAAGGAAUGCCAAAUGUCGAGACUCACGAUCACUCCAGACCUCAUCAGGGCACAGUAACACCCCCUGCAUUUAUUUUCACUUGUACUGGUCCUGAAGCAAGGGGAACAGGCCUACAUGGCAAAACAGGAGAUAAAGUACAUGUGAAGAGCCAAUCUAGUGGGCCCUAUGUACUAGCAAAUGCUGAAAAGCAACCACAGAAAGCUAAUUAUAGAGAGAGCAGUGAGAAGAACAUAGGAAAUGCCGAGUCAGGUGCUCAAACAAACUUUCAUUGGGAAACCAGUGUUCUUAGCAAUGCUGUGCCCAAUGGGAAUAUGGUAACUUGUAUUGGUACUGGCAUAGCAGCAGAUCCUGAUUGUGAAACUAAUCAAAUUGAAAACAGUUACAGAACUGAUGGUGUGAAUGAAGACCCAGACCUUACAGUUGUACCACCUUUAAACCACAGUUUAUUGUCACCCGAAGAGGAGUGGGCCAACAGUGACAGAAGCCCAGACCUGUGUCUCAUUAACACUGAAUCAAUUAAAGAUGUUUCGAAAACCUUUGGUAAUGAUGCAUCAGAAUUGAGCAAACAAAAGCUAACAUGCAAAAAAGAGAACGAGAAACUUUGUUUGGAUAAAGACAGUAAUAAUCCUAACAGUACUGGCUGCUUAGGCCCAUGUAAGACGAAAAGAAAAAAAGCCAGAUCCCCAGUUAAAGAAUCCACUUUAAAUGGGGAGAUACAUUUUUCGGGAAACUCUGAGGUGACUUUUAAGAAAACAGUAUUAUAUGACACUUCUGAAGAGUGUUCUUCUUUGAUUGAUGUCAAGUCUAUACGAGUGGAUAUGCCUGCAGCUAGUAGUCCUGGUAAUGCUUCCCAGGCAAUUCCUGACGUCCCAGCUGACAGCACAGAAUGUGUAGUGCCAAGUGGUGACCACAUUGCAUCACCCACAGAGGAUGUAUCUGAAAAUCCCUCAGAAAUGGAUUGGCACAGGAUCCCCGAAGAGUUCUAUGCUUGUUUUUUGAAUGAAUUUUCCUAUUACCCCGUGGGAGGGCUAGCAAGUCAGGCACUUUCAGAUGGACUGGCAGGUGGGUGUGGCAGAUCUCAAGUGGGCUAUCUAUGGGCUAACACAGCCACAGAAAACAUGACAGAAGAUGCUCAGUUUUUUAAUGAGGAUGUACACAGCAAGCCCCAAUACUUAGAAAAUACUUCAUUCUCCUUGGAACAGACCCCUUUUCAGCUGCCAGUGUCAGAGGAUGGUAUUGUUUGGGGAUGGCCAAAUAGAGGUGGACAGUUAGGCCCAACAACUAAGGUUUCAGAGCUAAACCCUAAUGCAAAAGUAUGGGGGACUCAUAUGUUACAUUUGGAAGCGAGUAGUGCAGCUGUUGGUGUGAAUGCUGCGUGGGAAGAGGCUCCCGGCCAUCCUACAGACUGUGACCAGCAGGUUCUAGGAUUGGAUACCAAUGGUGAUGGCGACAAAAGUCGAGAGAAUGCAUCGCUCCAGGACGCACAGGAGGCAGAGCAGACAGACAUGAGCACUCUGACUCUGGAUCAUUCAGAAUAUGAAUCUCUGCCUGAGAACAACGGUACGGGAGGAAAUGAGUCUCAACCAGAAAGCCAGGAAGACCCUCGGGAAGUACUUAAAAAAACAUUGGAAUUCUGCUUAUCUAGGGAGAAUCUUGCUAGCGACAUGUACCUUAUAUCCCAGAUGGACAGUGAUCAGUAUGUGCCAAUUACAACGGUAGCUAACCUUGACCAUAUCAAGAAACUCAGUACUGAUGUGGAUUUGAUUGUUGAAGUGCUAAGAUCUUUACCUUUAGUCCAAGUGGAUGAGAAGGGAGAGAAAGUAAGGCCAAAUCAGAACCGGUGCAUAGUAAUACUGCGAGAGAUAUCUGAGUCUACCCCUGUGGAAGAAGUAGAAGCACUAUUUAAAGGAGAUAAUUUACCAAAAUUUAUAAACUGUGAAUUUGCCUAUAAUGAUAAUUGGUUUAUUACCUUUGAAACAGAAGCUGAUGCACAGCAGGCUUACAAGUACCUUCGAGAAGAAGUCAGAACUUUCCAAGGAAAGCCAAUUAAGGCGCGGAUAAAAGCAAAGGCAAUAGCGAUAAACACAUUUUUGCCAAAGAAUGGAUUUAGACCUCUGGACAUGAACCUUUAUACACAGCAGCGCUAUGCUACAUCGUUUUACUUACCUCCAGUGUACAGUCCCCAGCAGCAGUUCCCUCUGUACAGCCUGAUCACCCCCCAGACAUGGUCAACUACACAUAGUUAUCUUGAUCCACCCUUGGUAACUCCUUUUCCAAGUACUGGAUUUAUAAAUGGGUUUACAUCUCCGACCUUCAAACCUGCAACGUCUCCUCUGACAUCACUCAGACAAUAUCCUCCUAGAAGCAGGAAUCCUAGUAAGUCUCAUCUGCGCCAUGCGAUUCCUAGUACAGAGAGAGGGCCUGGGCUGCUAGAAAGUCCUUCAAUAUUUAACUUCACUGCAGAUCGAUUAAUUAAUGGUGUCCGGAGCCCACAGACGAGGCAAACAGGGCAAACUAGAACACGAAUACAAAACCCUUCAGCUUAUGCCAAGAGAGAGAUUGGAACUGGGCGUGUGGAGCCAAGUAGUCUUGAAUCCUCUCCUGGUUUAGGGAGAGGAAGGAAAAAUUCCUUUGGCUAUCGGAAGAAAAGAGAAGAGAAGUUUACAAGCAGUCAGACGCAGUCUCCAACACCACCAAAGCCUCCAUCGCCGAGCUUCGAACUGGGACUGUCCAACUUCCCCCCAUUACCUGGAGCUGCAGGCAAUUUGAAGGCAGAGGACUUGUUUGAAAACAGGCUUUCCAGCUUGAUCAUAGGAUCUUCAAAAGAAAGAAACCUCAGUACAGAUGCAAGCACAAACACUGUUCCUGUAGUGGGACCCAGAGAGCCCUCCGUGCCAGCGCCCUGUGCAGUGUCGGCAGCGUUUGAACGGUCCCCUUCCCCGGUCCAUUUACCCGAGGAUCCCAAGGUGGCAGAAAAGCAGAGGGAAACUCAGAGUGUGGACAGACUCCCUUCUACCCCUACUACAACUGCAUGUAAAUCCGUGCAGGUGAAUGGAGCAGCAACAGAAUUGAGAAAGCCCAGUUAUGCAGAGAUUUGUCAGAGAACGAGUAAAGACCCUGCCUCCUCCUCUCCAUUGCAACCCCCAAAAGAACAAAAGCCAAACACUGUCGCCUGUGGGAAGGAGGAGAAGAAGCUUUCUGAGCCUGUCGAGAGAUAUCGGGAGCCCCCUGCCCUCAAGUCCACUCCUGGAGUCCCCAAAGAUCAGAGGAGGCAGCCUGGGCGCCGGCCCUCUCCACCAGCUGCCGGGAAGCGCCCGAGCAGGGAACAGAACACUCCGCCCAAGUCUCCUCAGUGAGAGCUGGAUGCCUGCGAGGGGUCUGAAGAGCUGGAUUCACUGAGAGACGCUCUCCCACUCAGUAUGGAAUGAGCCGCUGGUUAGGAGCUUGCAGUGUCUGUGGGGCCCGUGGGAUACCUGCAAGUUACUUCCUUCUGUGAGUCGGAAAUUCCCCCUCUUGAAAAAAAAAAUCUAUUUUUCAGGAUUUAAUUAUAUAAUAUAAACCUUAUUUUAGGUUGGUGCUUAACUGGAGGUGAUACAGAAGUCUGAUGUUUUUCAGGAUAGAAAAUGUAUUUAUCCUAACAAAUGGAUAUUUUUUAUUAAGCCUCCACGUGGCUCUGAGUGCAAA